This is a messenger RNA of Contarinia nasturtii (swede midge), 1746 nucleotides long. RefSeq names its product ruvB-like helicase 1 (gene pont). Gene Ontology annotation, molecular function: ATP hydrolysis activity; ATP binding; DNA helicase activity. Gene Ontology annotation, cellular component: Ino80 complex; NuA4 histone acetyltransferase complex; Swr1 complex. Lineage: Eukaryota; Metazoa; Arthropoda; Insecta; Diptera; Cecidomyiidae. The transcript has 5 exons. Gene Ontology annotation, biological process: box C/D snoRNP assembly; chromatin remodeling; regulation of transcription by RNA polymerase II. Bases 178 to 1554 code for a protein of 458 amino acids. The record is from RefSeq and is a predicted model, not a curated record.
CGCGCGCUGUGUUUCUUUGACAACAAACCCAGCGGCGUUUCAUUUAUUGUAUCGAACCAACAAACCAAUAAGGUGUAAUUGUAUUGCUAAGCGAUUUGUUGCCAAUAAAAUUCAAAGUGUGCAAACAUUCUCGACGCAAUUAAAUUGAAUCGAUUUCAACACGAAUAAAAAUACAAAAUGAAAAUCGAAGAAGUUAAAAGUACAGUGCGAACACAGCGUAUUGCUGCUCACAGUCACAUUAAAGGAUUGGGUUUGGAUGAGAAUGGUGUACCGAUCGAAGUUGCUGCCGGAUUAGUUGGGCAAACAACAGCCCGUGAGGCUGCUGGUAUUGUUUUGGAUUUGAUUAAAUCCAAGAAAAUGGCUGGAAAAGCCAUAUUAUUGGCGGGGCCACCUGGUACAGGAAAAACUGCGAUUGCCUUGGCCAUUGCACAGGAAUUGGGAAACAAAGUGCCAUUCUGUCCAAUGGUUGGUUCUGAAGUGUACAGCAGUGAAAUCAAGAAGACCGAGGUAUUGAUGGAAAAUUUCCGGCGAUCAAUUGGAUUGCGUAUCCGUGAAACAAAAGAAGUGUACGAAGGCGAGGUCACCGAAUUGACACCACAGGAAACAGAACAUCCGACAAUGUUGAGCAGCUACGGCAAGACAAUCAGUAAUGUCACAAUCGGACUGAAAACCGCCAAAGGAACAAAACAAUUGAAACUGGAUCCAUCAAUUUUCGAAUCACUUCAAAAGGAGAAAGUUGAAGUUGGCGAUGUGAUUUACAUUGAAGCCAACAGUGGGGCAGUCAAACGUCAAGGUCGCAGUGAUGCAUUUGCUACUGAAUUUGAUUUAGAGACCGAAGAAUACGUGCCAUUGCCAAAGGGUGACGUUCACAAGAAGAAGGAAGUCAUUCAAGAUGUUACAUUGCAUGAUUUGGAUUCGGCCAACGCUCGUCCACAAGGUGGUCAAGAUGUGCUAUCGAUGAUGGGCCAACUGAUGAAACCGAAGAAAACAGAAAUCACCGAUAAAUUGCGAGCAGAAAUCAACAAAGUUGUAAACAAAUAUAUCGAUCAAGGUAUCGCUGAAUUGGUGCCCGGUGUUCUUUUCAUCGAUGAAGUGCACAUGCUUGACUUGGAAACAUUCACAUAUUUGCAUAAAUCACUCGAAUCGCCAAUCGCUCCGAUUGUCAUCUUUGCCACUAACCGUGGAAAAUGCACGAUUCGUGGAACUGAAGAUAUUGUAUCACCACAUGGAAUCCCAUUGGAUCUAUUGGAUCGUUUGGUCAUCAUUCAAACGAAUCCAUAUGGCAUCAACGAAAUUCAACAGAUCAUUAGGAUCCGCGCAUUGGUCGAAGGGUUGCAAAUCGAAGAAGAAGCAUUGGCUGCACUCAGUGAAAUUGGACACACUACCACACUCCGAUAUGCCGUUCAACUACUAACACCAGCUGCCCAAUCUGCAAAAGUAAAUGCGCGUACUUCGAUUGCUAAGGAAGAUAUCACGGAAAUAAAUGCACUAUUUUUAGAUGCCAAACGAUCGGCGGGAUUCCUUGCCGUCAAAGACAACAAAUAUAUGCUCUAAAUGCUAAGACUUUUUUCGCCGUAAGAAUUUUCAUUGAACCCGAUACUGAUUCGAUUGGAGAAAAGAGAAGAAAAAGAAACAUCUCUAAACAAUCUUAUGCGGCAGGGGGUUACAAUGAGUUGUCAUUUAACAUUCGCACGUUUUAAUUCCUGAGUUUCAUAUGAAUAAAGAAAAUAAACUACAACUACAAAA